AUGGUUGCGCCUAUUCGAGUCGUGCCCAAUGCGGCCGUACGUGCGGGCAGCCUCCUCCGCACCAUCCAGUACACGCAUCCGCCUUCGUGCCCGUGCCACUCCAACCCGGGAUAUCAUCAGUCCCCGCCGACGCCGCUGUCGCGGCCCUCGUCCAGCCGGGGCUCCCGCCGCUACGCGACGCCCACCAAGACGGGGGAGACGCUCAAGGAGUACGCUUUUGAGAUGGCGGCUUCGUCGAUUCGCUUUGGGCCCGGCGUCACCAAGGAGGUCGGCAUGGACUUUGCCAAUCUCGGCGCCAAGCGCGUCGCCGUCGUCACCGACCGCACGGUGGAGAAGCUGGACGCCAUGAAGCAGGUCGUCGAGGGCCUCACCCGCGAGGGCAUCCCCUUUGAAGUCUUUUCGGACGUUCGCGUCGAGCCCAAGGACAGCUCAGUCAAGGAGGCCAUCGCUUGGUCGCGCCCGUACCAGCCAGACGCCUUUCUCGCUGUCGGUGGCGGCUCAGUCAUGGACACGGCCAAGCUCAUGAACCUGUAUACCUGCUACCCCGACGCCGACUUUCUCGACUUUGUCAAUGCGCCUCUCGGAAAGGGCCGGCCGGUCGACAAGCCACUGAAGCCUCUCAUUGCUGUGCCCACCACGGCCGGCACUGGUAGCGAGACCACCGGUACCGCCAUCUUUGAUCUCGUCGCCAAAAAGGCAAAGACUGGUGUUGCCCACCGCAACCUGAAGCCCACUCUGGGCAUAUGCGACCCUCUCAACACGAGGACCAUGCCGUCGGCCGUCAAGGCCAGCUCUGGUUUGGAUGUACUGUGCCACUCGCUCGAGUCUUGGACCGCCAUUCCCUACAAUGAGCGAACUCCUCGUCCGGCAAACCCCCUUUUGCGACCUGCCUACCAGGGCGCCAACCCCAUCUCUGACGUUUUCUCUUUCCACGCUUUGCGCGCCACUGUCAAGUAUCUUCCUCGGGCCGUUCGAGAUCCCGAGGACUUUGAAGCUCAGAGCGAGAUGCUUCUAGCUUCUACGCUAGCGGGCGUUGGGUUUGGUAACGCUGGUGUCCAUCUUUGCCAUGGCAUGUCCUAUCCAAUCUCGGGACAGAACCCCGCCGGAUACAGACACGCUGGCUACGAACUUCCUGCACCGCUUAUCCCCCAUGGUGUCUCAGUCGCAGUCUCGGCCCCAGCCGUCUUCCGUUUCACUGGCGCUUCGAAUCCCGAACGCCAUCUUGCCGCCGCCGAAGUUUUUGGUGUCGACAUUUCAAACGUCAAGCGCGAGAGCGCUGGUGAAGUCCUUGCCGAGGCGCUUAGCAAGUUCCUGGCCGAUCUUGGCGAUCAGCCCAGCGGUCUUAAAGAUCUCGGUUUCGGUAGCGAGCAUAUUGAGGCUCUGGUCGAGGGCACUCUCCCUCAAGCCCGCGUCCUCAUGCUUGCGCCCGGCCUGGCCAAAGAGCUGGAGACCGAGCGCGAUCAGCUCAGGACGCUCUUUGAAAAUGCCCUGUCACACUAG
Beauveria bassiana ARSEF 2860 is the source of this 1500-nucleotide messenger RNA. RefSeq names its product Fe-containing alcohol dehydrogenase. The transcript is spliced from 4 exons. The record is from RefSeq and is a predicted model, not a curated record. Gene Ontology annotation, molecular function: metal ion binding; alcohol dehydrogenase (NAD+) activity. NCBI's taxonomy places the organism in Eukaryota, Fungi, Ascomycota, Sordariomycetes, Hypocreales, Cordycipitaceae. Gene Ontology annotation, cellular component: mitochondrion. The coding region runs from base 1 to 1500 and encodes 499 amino acids.